AUGGAGUUGGAAAAGAAGAGCAAUGUUAAAAGCAAACCAAGAUGCUUCAAUCAGACCUCCCAGCUGUUUUCUUCCUCCAAGGAAGCCGAACACAUGCUUGUCAGAGAUAUUGCAGCAGAAGCUAACCACUUUGGCUUUGGCCAGGCAAGUUCUGCCAAUGUUUCAGAAUUAAACUCGUCAGAAGAAAACUUACCUUAUUUAAGUUCAUCAUUAGAUGCAGAUAUUGAAAUGUAUAAUAAAAAGAGAAUGAGAAUUUGCUAUGCACAGGCAGGUGAAAGCAAAGAAUCUGGUAUGUUGGAAAGGACAGGUGAUGAUAUGCACUGUGAUUGCAGAGUGUGUGACGCUUGCAGGCAAAGCUGUUUAGGUGAAGAUUCACAGCUGGAGUAUCUCAGUGCUCAUGAGCAAGAUUUUUAUGAUAAGAAUAGCUCAAGUGAGUUUUCUGAGCAAAGGGAAACUACAGGAAUUGAAACCUUAAAGCUGAUAGAUCCCUUUCAGGAAGUUCCAAAGGGUGGAGUCACACAGGAACACAAUCUCAUUGAAGUGUCAGAAGAUUGCUCUGCUUCUGAGUAUGGUGCAGGUGACCAGACCUGCCCCGAAGCAGCAAUGCCAGAGCUUGCUGAGCAGCUUCAGGACUCUCUGUCUCUGCCAGAUUGCAAUGACGUGAUUUGCGAGCAUCAGGAAGAGCAGACAGAGUAUCAUAGUGUUGUUUCUGAAAGUCUGCUGGAAAGUCGUUCUUGUAGGAGAAAAGUAAGUGUCUGUCCAAGUCUGCUUGUAUGUGACAGUGUAGAAAAUGGAGAAGUCAAAGACAUCCCACUGAGUGGUGAAGAGAAUGGCAGACACAGUUGUCAUCUCAGUGAAGCAAGGUGGUCCUUUACUGUCCCCAGUGAAGAGAGCCCCUGCAGAGCCAUGCAGCUGUAUGAAUGUGCAGGGCACUCUGACUUCUACAGCUGUGAAGACCUGGGGGUGUGUGCGCAUGGGGACGGCUGUGUUGGCUGCAUUUCAAAGGCUGUUGAAACCCAAUUUCCAGUUGCUGAAAUUCUCACCAGCAAGAAUCCCUUUUUUGGGGUGGAAGUUGCAGAUAAAUCCUGCCACGGAAAUACCAGCUGUCUGAGCUCAGGGUUGGAGUGUCGUGAAACCUUGAAACACGUUUACAGUGACUUUGCAGUUAACCAGGCUGUUGAUGCCAGCUCUGAUUUUAGAGCUUGCUUUACAACAAGCAGAAGUACCAGUGCUCAGGUUUGUCUCUCAUCCAGGGCUGUUAAUACAGAGAUAACAAUGAUGAACAAAUCUCGGCCCAUGGGUUGUCACUAUGACACCCAUACAGACAUUGCUUGUAAUACAGAGUGGUCAUGUGGAGCCAGUGGUACAGAGAAAACGUGGUCACAGCUUACUGAUGUGCUGGAAGAACACCCAGAAGGCAAUGCUGCACCAGCUGAAAGAAGGUCACAAAUUCAGGAACAUGAGUUUUGUAGCAGCAGUGUAAAGAGAAAUACUGACAGGCUGAUAGAUCUUGACAAACAGGCUGCGAAGAAUUCUGUAUCAAGCCACUGUCAAAAGUUACUACAGAGAGCAAUUGAAGCAGAAUUGCAGAUUCUAAAGACUCAUUAUUACAUGUGCUGUCAGCACUGCUGGAGGAUUUACAAACUGGCUUUGGAGGAAAAAAUCUGUUUUGGCAGAUGUAUUCAAAAUACUGAAUUAUAUUCAUCUGUCGCAUUGGUUUUGGAAGAACUGAAAAAGAAAUACAACAGUAUGAGAAUGCAUAUAAACAGAGGUGUGCCAUUAAAUGCUCUUCCACCACUAUCAGUUGAGAUUAAGUUAUCCCAAAUCUCUUCUUCUUAUGUCCCCUGCAAGUUGCUCAGACAUAAUCUUUGCUAUAAGCAAGCAUACGAGACUGCAUGUUCAAGAACAACGUACAAUUUUGUUUCGGGCAUAAAUGAAGCUGGCUUGAAGGCAUCAAAACCACAAGAAAGAAAUAUUAAUCUCAACAAGGACAAUCCACAGACAGUACGUUUCACUGAUGACCAUCAGCCACAUGACUCUGCUUCCUCUAAGACAUUUGAAGAACAGCAUAAGGAUCAGGAUGUGAAAUGUGGUAAGUGAUCUGCCUCUAGCAUCGAAAGGGAUGAUUAUUGGUUUGAAGCUAAGGAGGAUUUGACAGCAGCAGAUAGUUCAGUGAUAUCUGAAAAAACAAAAAAGCAAGAAGAAAACCAAGACACAGCUGAUGUAAGAGAUAUGAAGACAAAGGAGAGUGGAAAUGAAGACUUCAUUCCAGUUGGUGGUCCAAGUUCCUUGGUGUCAGAGGGUGAUGUAAGACCAAAUUUCCAGAAGUAUCAAAUUUCAGACACUCUUACUUCUGUGACUUCUAGUAACUACAGGUACAUUAAUAGAAAUAUGCAAUUCUUUCCUGACACUAAUAAAGCAAAGUUAGCUGUAGAGGAAAUGACAAAAAAAAUAAAAGGAAAACUAGUAAAUCUUGAACUUGAAAAUACUUCAUUAGAGAAUAAGCAUUUGGUUUCUCAAGUACCUACAAAUAAGCUCCUGCAUGAAAUCCUACCUGUUUAUAGAAGUCAAAGAAAUGGUCAAGAUAAAACACUCACUUCAGCCUCCAGUUCUGCGAAAGCACUGAAUGCCACCUCUGCUUCUGAGAAAAUGCAUCUCCUUCCUGUGACAACUUCAGACACUUCUUGUUCUACACAAGUACCUUCAGAAAUAAAGUGCCCUGGUCUGAAAUCAUCUGCUGAAGAUUCAGUACAUUAUUUGCUUGGAGAUAAUCAAAAGGAUACUGGAGAAAACCUCCUGCAGAAAACAUCUCCUUUCUCCUCUAAUUCACAUGAUGCCUUUGUUUCACCCAAUAAACUGAACUUGAGCAGCUUUGCCAAGUUAAUGAAGAAACUUAAAGAAAUGCAUCCAGAGGCUAGCAGAGACAAAAUUGUGGAUGCUCUGCUAGAGGUGAGGGAAAAGAACAAGGGUGUCCUGAGUGGAUUGUCCAUCAGUUCUAUUGUGGAAAGAACCUCUGUAGUUCUGAAAAAAUCAACCCCCAGUUGUGGGUGA
Messenger RNA from Indicator indicator, 3051 nucleotides. RefSeq names its product RNA binding motif protein 44 (gene RBM44). The record is from RefSeq and is a predicted model, not a curated record. NCBI's taxonomy places the organism in Eukaryota, Metazoa, Chordata, Aves, Piciformes, Indicatoridae.